This is a messenger RNA of Epithele typhae, 2250 nucleotides long. RefSeq names its product ABC transporter transmembrane region 2-domain-containing protein. Bases 1 to 2250 code for a protein of 749 amino acids. The record is from RefSeq and is a predicted model, not a curated record. The transcript is spliced from 10 exons. Gene Ontology annotation, biological process: fatty acid beta-oxidation; very long-chain fatty acid catabolic process; long-chain fatty acid import into peroxisome. Gene Ontology annotation, molecular function: long-chain fatty acid transmembrane transporter activity; ATP hydrolysis activity; ABC-type transporter activity. Lineage: Eukaryota; Fungi; Basidiomycota; Agaricomycetes; Polyporales; Epitheliaceae. Gene Ontology annotation, cellular component: peroxisomal membrane.
AUGGCCAUCCGUCUGCCUAGCACGGCCGCGCUCAACAACCUCUCUCCGAAAUCGCGACGAUCACUCCUCGUCGCGUUCUUCACCCUCCUCCUCCUCCUCCGCAAUCGCACACUCAAGCUCCCUGGCACGCUCCUUUCAAGGCUCAAGCGUGUCGCUUCACGAAACGAAAUCACCCAGGAGGAGCUCGCACAGGCGCUGCAGCAGGUCUAUGUUGACGAGCCCGACGGCUCCAAGACUCUGUUGGUUCCAUACCAGGGCCGAAUUUCCAAGUUCAACAUCACCCCCACUUCAGACUCUACCUUUGCCAAGAAUGCGAAGCUCUUCCCCCUCCUCCCGGCAGGACAGAAACCGAACUUGGACAAGGCUUUCUUGCGCCAGCUCUUCGCCAUACUCAAGAUAGUCUUUCCUUCGUGGUGCUCGAAGGAAGCACUCAUACUGGCCUCCCACUCGUUCUUCCUUGUCCUCCGGACAGUACUCAGUGUUGCUGUGGCGCGACUAGAUGGACGCAUUGUGCGCGACUUGAUCCGACAUCUCCAAUCCACGCUCUGUCUCAAGAUGGGGGCUCGACUUACCCACUACACCGACGACUUGUACCUGUCACAUUCACCGGACCUGCGCUACUACCGCGUCGCCUUGGAAGGCGGAUUGUCCGAUGUUGACCAAUACAUCACCUCGGAUAUCCAUUCAUUCUGUGAAGGACUGGCUCAGGUCUACGGAAAUGUUCUCAAACCAUCUCUAGACCUGGUGUUGUUCACAUCACAGUUGUCGCGUUCGUUAGGUGUUCGCGGUACAGCUAUGCUGUUCCUCAACUACUAUGUCACCGCGAAGAUUUUGCGUGCAGUUACGCCGGCAUUCGGUCGUUUGGCCGCAGUCGAGGCAAGACUCGAAGGUGAAUACCGCGCCGGUAUGGGCAGGGUCGGACGAGAAAGUGAAGAAGUCGCCUUCUACGGAGGUGGUCUUCGAGAACGUAGCAUCUUAAUGCGCGCGUACAUGAGACUGAUCAAGCACGUCAACUCAAUAUACAAGAUCAGGAUAGCUUAUGAGUGGACGGAGGACUUCCUCAUCAAGUAUCUCUGGAGCGCUGCCGGAUACUGUCUCAUCUCAAUACCUGUCUUCCUCACCCGGGUACGGAGCAUAGGGAUUCAAGCCACGGGCGAUCCUCGCGCCCAUGGCAGAGUGGACAACGAAGUGGCCAACCGGACGGAGACUUACAUCUCGUCGAGACGACUGCUGCUUUCCCUUGCAGAUGCUGGCGGUCGGCUCAUGUAUGUAUACAAGGAUCUCCUUGAGCUGGCUGGCUUGACGACGCGACUCUACACCCUCCUCUCUACGCUCCACAACUUACCCCGGCCAGUAGUGCCCUCAGAUUCGCCCGAUACGGUUGCUGUCCGGAAUGUGGAUGUGGGCGUGCCUACCGUCGCUCCGGCAUUCGCGGCGGCGGCGUCAGACACGGCAGAAGACAUUUCGGUCUCUCCCUCGGAGACAGAAGAUUCCGGUGCAAGCAAGACCGCGAACACCGUGCUCGUCCGCGGCUUGUCAUUCGAGCUCAAGACGGGCGAACAUCUGAUGAUCACGGGAAGCAAUGGGGUCGGCAAGACCGCGGUCGCAAGGGUCCUCGCCGGCCUGUGGGCAGCCCAGGGCGGCGGAGACGUCUCGCGGCCUCACGGCAAGCGGGGCGUGUUCGUGGUGCCGCAGCGAGCAUACAUGGUGACGGGGACGCUGCUCGACCAGAUCAUCUACCCCGACUCGUACCCGCAGUUCGUCGCCUCGGGGCGCACGCACGACGAGCUCAUGCAGAUCUUGGCCGCCGUCAACCUGGCGUACCUCCCCGCGCGCGAGGGCGGCUGGUCGACGCGCAAGGAGUGGCGCGACGUGCUCAGCGGCGGCGAGAAGCAGCGGAUGGCCAUGGCGCGUGUGUUCUACCACCGGCCCAGGUUCGCGGUGCUCGACGAGUGCACGAGCGCGGUGUCGAGCGACGUCGAGGGGCGGAUGUACGAGCACGCCAAGUCGCUCGGGAUCACGCUCAUCACGAUAUCCCUCCGGCCCACGCUCAUGCGCUACCACACGCAGCUGCUCACGAUCGCGGGCGACGGCACCGGGCGGUGGACGCUCAAGCGCAUCGGGACCGCGGAGGAGCGGAUGGACAUGGACCGCGAGAUCGUGUCGCUCGAGAACCGGCUCGCGGAGGUGGAACGGUGGGAGACGCGGGUGAAGGAGCUCGAGCGGUUGUUGAGCGUGCAGGAGCUCUGA